AUGCCACCAGAACAAACUUCUUCAGCGCCAAACGGCCACACCCAGCAGCAAGAAGAACAACAACCACCACCACCACCACCACCACCACCACCACCACCACAAGACCCCGCUUCGCCCUCCCCUCCUCCCCCGGCCCCUAUCCCUCUAACACCCGGACCCCGCGCCUCCCGCCUCCAACAAGUCUUCUCCGAAGCCCUCUUGCGCACCCUCCGCGCCAAUUCCUACGCGAACUUCUCCGCCUGCUUUCCCACGCCGGCCAAACAUGUCCCGCACAGUCUCGAGUCGCUAUGGAGGCAGUUAAAUGCGAAGCUGGAACAGAGCGCGCGCGCGGAGUUUGAGGACGUGUUAAGGGAGAGGGAGGUGCUUAGGGGCCUGAAUGAGUUGGAUCGGUUGGUUGGGGAGGCGAGGCUGAGGCGGGAGAAUGGGGAGGGGGAGGCGAGUGUGCCUCCUCACACUCUCGGCGCAAACGAGCUUUACCAAGCGCACCUUGAGCCGUAUCUCGCAGAAGCACAGUCGUCGCUAAAUACGAAGCUGGAAAGGGUGCAAAAGGAGAAUGUCCAGCUUUCUGAGAAAAUCGAGUCUCAGAGACGGGAGAUUGAGCGAUUAUUGUCUGGCCUUGAAGCAGUCAUUAGCGACGUGGAGGGCGCAGCAACUGCUACGGAAGAGUUUGAUGCAAACCAGGGUCUUCGUAAAGAGGCGCAGGAAAUGGACAAUGAAGUCAGAGCUGCUCAGCGCUCAUGA
Histoplasma capsulatum G186AR is the source of this 741-nucleotide messenger RNA. RefSeq lists its product as uncharacterized. The transcript is spliced from 2 exons. Bases 1 to 741 code for a protein of 246 amino acids. Gene Ontology annotation, cellular component: MIS12/MIND type complex. Gene Ontology annotation, biological process: chromosome segregation. Lineage: Eukaryota; Fungi; Ascomycota; Eurotiomycetes; Onygenales; Ajellomycetaceae. The record is from RefSeq and is a predicted model, not a curated record.